AUGUGGUUUGACAAGUUUACAAGCCUUGUUCAUCUCGAUCUCAAGGGAAAUCUUUUUGACAGCAUUGAGGGAGGCUUAUUCUCAUUCUUAAAGAACAAGCGGUACCUCAAGUCGUUGCGUUUGUCUGCUAACGAAAUCGGAGAAGAGAUUUCAACAACCCAAAGAAAUUCGUCGAGACUCAAUGAGAAUAACUUAGAGAGUCUAGAGAUACGUGGUAAUCUUCUUAAGGUUGCUUUGCCCAACUGGUUAGUGCACUUUACUAACUUAAAAUACAUUAUGCUUCCCUACAAUUCCAUAUCCGGUUCAAUCCCUAGUGUCAUCGGGUCAUUGUCGAACUUGGUAACACUAGAUCUUUCAGAUAAUGGAUUGAAUGGGACCAUUCCAUCAUCAUUAGGUCGGUUGUCGUCAUUGAGAUGGUUAGAUCUUUAUAAUAAUCAAUUGGCGGGGCAUAUUCCCAAGUCAUUAGCAAAAUUGCGGGCUUUACAAGAUUUGUGUCUUGCCAGUAAUCAUUUGACCGGUACUAUACCCAGUAGUUUCGGAAAGCUUUCUCAUCUCUUGGGUCUGAAUCUUGGUAAUAAUUCUUUGGGAGGUGUGAUUUCGGAAAUCCAUUUUUCUAAUAUGUCAAUGCUCAAGUUUUUGGAUGUUAGUGACAAUAAUAACUUGACUUUCAAGGCAAAACCCAGCUGGAUACCACCUUUCCACCUUCUAUUCAUUGUGCUAAAAUCUUGUAAAUUCGGAACUCCAUUUUCCCAGUGGAUUCGGACACAAGUGGAAGCCGAAUGUAUCAUACUCUCCGAUGCUUCCCUUUUUGGGCCCCUGCCAAAUUGGUUAGCCAACAUGACGUUCGACGAGCUCAAUCUAUCUCACAAUCAAAUUACUGGACCCUUGCCUAGCUUAUCUUCUAACUGUUUCGCUUUGGAUCUCUCCCACAACUCGAUCUCUGGAUCUCUUCCGACAGAGAUUGGUGUUAUGUACCGAUUAGAUUUUCUGUAUCUCAAUGAUAACCUAAUUAAUGGUACAAUACCGUCAUCGUUAUGUACCGUGAUGGGCAUGUGUGCUUUGAAUCUUGCCAACAAUAAGCUAUCUGGCAGUAUUCCGGACCGUUGGAAGUGUUCUUCAUCUCCCUCAACUUUGUCAUUCAAUAAGUCGUCUGCAGUACCUCCAUGCUCAAUGAGACCCGUCAUUUCUUUCCUACGCUUGAAUGGAAACCGUCUCAAUGGGGAGAUUCCUCUGUCUUUGGGUUAUUGCACAAGGCUAGAAAUUUUAGACCUUGGAGAGAAUAACUUCUCUGGUAGCAUCCCGACAUGGUUCGGCGAAAGCUUUAGUUACUUGUCGAUCCUGAGGCUACGAGAGAAUAGGUUUACGGGAAGCAUCCCUCCGCAGCUCUGCUCACUCUCAGGAUUGAAAAUAUUAGACAUGGCAGCGAACAAUUUGAGGGGAACGAUCCCACGUUGUCUUGGCAAUAUGAGCGGCAUGAUAAACUUCAAUCAAGUCAAUCCAUUUGGAUCUCCAUUGCCAUUAUAUCCUUUUUGGGAUCAGCUUGUGGUUGAGAUCAUGAAGGGACGAUACAAUGAAUACACCAAUAUUGAUCUGCUACUUGUGGUCAAUUUGGAUCUCCCAAGCAACCAUUUGACCGGGUCAAUCCCCAAAGAAUUUGCUUAUCUCGCGGGAUUGCAUGGCUUGAACUUGUCCCACAACCUUCUCUCUGGAGAUAUUCCCAUUGGCAUUGGGAACAUGACGUCACUCGAAUCUCUUGAUCUUUCGAACAACCACCUCUCGGGGACAAUUCCGCAGGGCAUUUCAGCGUUAACAUUUCUGAGCCACCUCAACCUAUCUCAAAACAACUUCACCGGGCAGACAGAAUACAAUGCAAGCCUCAUCAUCAUAUCAGCCAUCUCGUAA
Messenger RNA from Syzygium oleosum, 1902 nucleotides. RefSeq names its product receptor-like protein EIX1. Lineage: Eukaryota; Viridiplantae; Streptophyta; Magnoliopsida; Myrtales; Myrtaceae. The record is from RefSeq and is a predicted model, not a curated record. Gene Ontology annotation, molecular function: protein binding. Bases 1 to 1902 code for a protein of 633 amino acids. The transcript has a single exon.